GCGAGUGCUCCAGAUCCUCCAUUUUCCUGGCAAUUGGGUCGCUGCGCUCAGGAAUACCGAGGGCUGCCGAGACCGCCUUGCUGUUUGAGUUGUGUUUUUCCGAUUUGCCUAAUAUUUUUCUCUUGGGAACAUGCAAUGGAGUCAAGCAUUGGAUCUAUUAUCAACAAAGUGCAUUCUGUGACUUAAUUGUAUCUCUGUGCUUUUGGAAUACACCGGUUGUUGAGGUGAACUGUGUUUUUUUAAUAGUGCUGAUAAGUACUUUCAAACGUUUGAUUUUUCGGUUGUUCUUUGAGAAGUUCUAGUGAGUGACAGAUUUAACAAUGGAGGCUCACGCUCACCCAGAAAAGGAUUGUGGAGUUUUGGGCAGUUUGUUCCAGACUGUUGUCAAUGACAUGAGGGGCAGUACACCACUAUGGGAGGAUUUUACAUACAAAUCUAUGAAACUUCAUUCAUCUUUGAAAACUACUGUGGUGGCAAUUGGAGCCUUUCUGGAAGCCUUUCAAAAGGUGGCGGAUAUGGCUACUAGCUCUAAAGGUGCCACACGUGAGAUCGGCUCUGCCCUGACCCGGCUGUGCAUGCGGCACCGGAGUAUUGAGUCACACCUGAAGGUCCUCACCAGGACAACGAGGUAAAGCUGCUGACAGAGAUCUCUCACAUCAACGAGAUCAUGGACAGCUUAUGCAUGCAGGCCAGUGAGCCCUCUGUGCUGCCAGCCUCCAGCGAGCAGGUCAUUGUAGACCUCAAGGGCGUGGACAACUCUGCUUGGAACUUCAACCAGCAGAACUCUCCUCCCAGCUCCCCGUCAUCGCUGGGCUCUCGCAAGUCGAGUAUGUGCAGCAUCAACAGUAUUAACAGCAGCUCCAGUGGCUCCUCCAAGUCACACUCGCCCAGCCACACCAUGCACAAACGCACCACCUCACAGCCUCUGGUGGGUGCCAUCCGCUUGACCAGCGUCAGUUCCCAGGACUCGGGGUUCACGUCCCAAGACACCCUGUUUCUACGCCCUAACACUCCACAGUCCCUCAGCCUCUACCAGACUUCUACUACCCAGGAGCGUGAUGAGGGUGACUGCGACUCCACCCCAACCACUCCCUCGGACAACACGCCCAGUGCCAGUUCCACAUGGAACAACUGGCCCAACCUGCCAGGAACCCCACGCACAGACCCAGCACGUCCACACACCAUCAGCUCUGCCUAUGAGAAAGGACACACCAGACCAGCCUUGAAGCCAGACAUGUUUGAGCCGCCCCAGGAAGGUGUAGAGAUGCGACCCAAGACCCUGCGGUCCCAGAGCCAGACCAGCAGCGGAGGUCGCCCCUCGGCCACCAUCAGCAAGCUGCAGCCUGUGCUGCCCCCACACUGCCCUAAGCCCAAGGUCAAGGCUGUGGCUCCUCCCAUGUUACCCCCAGGUGCCCAGCCCAUCUAUGCCAACAUGGCGGAGCUGUCGGGCAAGAAUGGCCAGUCGUCUGACCCGUCCUCCCCUGAUGAUGGUGAACCGACCACGCCCACCACACCGGCCAGCGUGUCCAUCACUCAGGGGGAACAACUGCUCAAGUCACCAAAGGGCAUGAUGGAUCUCCAAACGGCCAUCGAGCAGAUGGACCUGUGCACGGCGUCGCUCAAUGUGGAGGAUGAGCCUAUCGCCUCAGACACUAGUGAGGAGGUGACUCCUCGCUCCAGCUUGGAUGACCCUCAGGUCGGAGGUCACGCUGAGGCGGGCGAAGUAUCUGCGGACGAUUUGGUGCUGGUCACCAAGCCCAAGAUACAGCAGAACACAAGUCUUGAACUGGCCAAAGCCAUCCGAGAGCUGGAAGCAAGCACUGCGGCCUUGACCUCAGCCUAUGACACGGACAACUACGCCACAACCACUGGGCAGACAGCAGCAGCGGCCAACAGCACAGGGCCCGUCUGCGACACAGACAGCUACACCAGCAAGAGUUCUCUCCCUUGCUCCUCAGGCUAUGGCACAAUGGCCAGCACGCCGGCAGGCUCAGAGGACACCAUCGCCUCGGGAGACUGCAGCAUGCCCCCAGCAGACAGCAUGAGCUCUGAGAAGUAUUUCACCAUUCCACGGAGUGGAGAGGCCAGCUUGGCCUAUCGUGCGGCUCUGGCCUCCAUGCGGCCUGCCUCCACUGCAGGUAUCCCCGUGUCUGGCACGAAUGUCUCAAGACGUUGUUCCGUCAACUCCCAAAAGCCCCCACCUCCAGUAAGACGAACAGCCUCGGUGACAGGGUCAACUCCAGUCCAUGUUCAGAAACUUCGGAACUCGCCCCCACGGCAGUUGUCGGCCGACGGAGUCGAAGACGUGUACGCCAUGGGUGGUGGGGAGGGAAUGGUGGAAGGUCCUUAUGCUGAGCUGCAGCUGAUCCAGCAGUCUAUUCAUGGUGCGGGGGGAACAAGGCCGGGGCCUGCCACACCCACCAAACCCACACAGCGCCCGCCUGGGAUGGGCAACUCUCAUGGACCAGGGGCACCAGUGCCUCCCUCUACUCAGGAGCCCGUCGCCACGGCAACAGUGAUCCAGAGCCUCAAUGCUAAGUUUGCUUCUCUGAACAGCCAGUACCAGGAUGGGGUGGAGGUGGCGCCAGAAGGCGUGGCUGGAGUGGUCAGUCCUGGAGGUGGACCCAAGGGCCAGAAGCCAGCACCUCCUGCCGUCAUGCAAAAGCCUGUCCGAUCGGGGAUCCCCCCUCCUCCAUCAGUCAUUGCUGCACAGCAGGCUCACCCACGUGUGCAGCAGCAACAUCCACAGCAGCAGCAGCAGCAGCACUACUACCACCCCCAUCAACAACAACAGCGGCCAAACGACCACCUCGGAGGCCAUCCCUCCGCAGCAGGGAGAGGUGCUCACCCUCAAGACCCUAGACGCUCAGCCCAUGGACACCCUGGGCACCAGCAACAACAUCAUCACAACCAGCAACCGCGACAGCUUCAGCAUGGCAAGAGCUGGCAUGGACAUCCACAGCAGCAGCACCGGCCUCACCAGCAACAGCUACAGCAGCAGCUCAGUCACUCGGGACAUUACGCAGAGGCCAACGCUCACCUCCAACACCAACACCAACAGCACCAUCAACACCAGCAACGACAACAACACCGCGUGUCCGGCGGAGAGGAAGACUUUCCGCUACCUCCCACAGCAGAGGAGUUGCAGGAAAUGGAGCGGAUAUACAGCCGCCCGCCUCCCAUUGGGCCCUCAGUACAAGCGCCUGUUGGACAGAGAGUACAGCAGAAGCGACAGCCUGCCAUGCACUCGCAGCAACAACAACAACAACAGCAGCAGCAGCAGCAACAGCAACAACAGGCUCCUCAAGGAAACGCUGUUCCAGCCUCGUUGUUAAUGGAGCUGAAGCGGAGAGUUUCUGUAGACGAUUCCUCCAAUGCGUAGACUUGACAUUUUAUGAUUGUAGAUGGACUGUGUGAGAUGAUGGAAACAGGGAAAAACCUUGGCAGACUUUUGUUGAACUGUCAGGUCUUUUUUUGUUUGUUUGUGUUUAUGAAAUGAGCACGCUUUUGUGCAGGGCACAACGUUUCUCAUUUUUCUGGUACCGGAAGAGAGAAUCGGUACAGGCUAAGCCUCACUUUGAAUCCGGCAUGUGUGGUGCUGGUGUGUUGAUAAUGUGCAAUGUGGGAGGGGCUGGAGGGUGUGAGUUGUGUCUGAGGUUAGAGGCUGAGAAGUUCCAGGGAGAUGCUGCCAGAUGUGUAUGGAAAUGUGGCUAGUUGUCUGCUGAUUGUGUCAGCUGACUGUUGGUGAUUGUAUUAUUGGUUGGUGACUUCCUUUGUACCUUGUACUCUCUCCUCUAGGGCCAUCCACCCGUGUAUUGAAUGACAUGUUGCUGAUGAAAUAGUAGUUUAUAAGUAGUGUGUAUGUACAGUGUACAGAAAUCCAGGGGACUCGUUGCAGGCCAGGCCGACUAUGGGGGCUGUGUUGUGGUUGUGAACUCGCUCCUCAGAGAAAUCCUGAGUUUCAAUGUUGAAUGACAUCACAACUAGACUUGCCUUCUACACUACAAGUCGCACCAAGGGCACAUCUUAUGAGAGCAGCGCCGCAUCUUUAACGCUAGCCCUGUCCUUGUCUCAGACCGGUGUGCGUGUGUGGACAGAUCGCUGCUUCUUCACGUUGCUCCCCUAGACAACAGACCCAAGUUGUAAUCUGACAUAGAACCGAGUUCGUUAAUGCUACUUGCCAAGAGAACAUGAAAGAGAAAAUGAAGAUGAGAUGUGACCAUUUCCAAUUAAUAGUGUAGAGCUUUGUCGUAACCAUAGAUCAGUAUAUCAAUAUCAUCAGUGGUGUUGGGUCCAACCUUACAGACUCCUAGGUGCGCUUUAAAAUUUUCAUGGUUUUAUCCAGAACUUCAUGCUUUACAUCAUCUAUUUAUGUACCUGUACCCUAAAGCUAAUAGAAAUAUGUUGCAAAACUCAAAUUCCAUUGAAAUAACUAACUGCGGGCGGGGAGUUGUCUCUCUUAAAAUAAGGCUCUCAAGAGAAGGCCACUUUUUGACCCACUCCCCCAUUGUUGUGCUUAUGGUACAAAUAAGGGCGACUGAAUAAAAAAAGUUGGGAUUGCUUUUUUAAUUUGAUUUUUCUUCCACUCGGGAAGGAUGAUCUAUGUCAGGUGCCUAUCACUUGUCUAGUUUGAUUCCUAUGUUGAUAUCAGUGCCAGCUCCAGUUUGAAUUAUCCCAAGUUCCACUGGAUGGUUUGAUCUUUUCCAGUGCAUGAUACGGAAAAUGAGUUAUACAAAUGCUCAUCAGUUUGUUGGGUUUUUUUCUCUCUGUUAGGGAGAACUGUGCUUUUGAAAAAAUGUUAAUAAAACAGCAAGUUGUAAAUUUUGUUGAGUUUUACAAAUAAAAUAAAAAAUAUCUGGCUGUUAGUGUUAUAGUUUGAGUGUACGUCUUAACUAAAGCUCUUACACUUACAUAUUCACCUGAACCCAAGGCAUCCAGCCAGGCAGGAUUCAGUUUUCAUCUAAUAGACUUUCAAAUAAUAGGUUAGCUGUGCUCUAUUUUUUUCCUCUCUUUCUGCUUGGUAACAAAAAAUUGCCUGAUCAUGUGAUCAGUGCUGCGUACAGACAUUGAGACUACCAUGGGGAAGGGGUGUUGCCUGUAUAUAGUUGUCCUGUUGUGUUACUUGCAAAUUGCUUUGAAGAGAAUCAAACCGGCGUAAUUAAGAAGUUCUUUCCAUGCAUCGCACAAACUGUUCUGAACAAGAGAUUGCAGAGGUUUCUUCAUCUUUAUGGGCAUUAUUAUAAUUUUCAUACAUGCAUAUUUUAUUUCCGAAUGUGGGGGAUGGAAAAUAUUUUUAUGCUUUGCAUUUGAAUUAAACUCUUCAGUAUGCUUUUACAAUUUACAAUUGUGUUGUAACGUUUCACCUGCACAGUUUCAGCUGGAGAAAUUUAAGUCCCUAACUGUUUGUUUUAUAAAGAGGCUGAACUGUCUUGCAAUUAAUGAUUUCAUUGAGACUAGACAUUCGAUUGUUUUCUUGAUACUGCUAUUUCUGUACUUAAAUAUGUACAGGUUAUGUAUUUCUAGUGCUCGGAAAUCCCAGAGGUGGUUUCCAUGUUUGGUAGUAUUUUCAGUGACCUGGGAGAUAACACAGUGCUUUUGGCUGGCCUUGGUUUCUAUUAUUGUGUAAAGAAUGUUGGAAUGGGAAAACUUGAAAGAGAUUCUAAUUGUAUCGUUAACAUCAAUUGACAUUUUCAGUCUUAAGUCACUCAAGUGCUUGCUCGCAUUAUUUUGUUUUUCAAGCUGUUGAAAAGUCGCAGAGAUUGGAGCAGAUGCAACAUGCUGUCCAGCAGGAAAAGGAUAAAGAUCUGAUUGGUGGACUCAUCGGUCUGUGUCAAAAUAAUGUCAAGGAUGUUGAGCUUAGCAUUGAGGAAUAAACUGUGGUUCACUUUUAUCAACAUCUGGGCUGUGAAUUGCUACAUCUUUUUGGUUUGUUUGUUCUCAUUGACUGUUGGAAUAUUCUCCGUGACAAGUUUACUUUUCAUAUUGCUGAAUAAUCUUUUUGCAACAGAGGAUGAUCUUGUGGUCUUCAGCAUAACUUUGCUGCUUAGUCUGUUUUUUUAAGAUGAACCCACAAUCUGUUGCUAACAAGCUUCAGUAUACAGUCAUAGUUUUUUCUUCUUGUUGGCUCCAAACUUUUGACUCCCAGACCUCUGGCUCUACCAAGACUUGAUUCUAGCUCUGUUACAUCACAUUGAAACUCAGAACUUUAUUUUUCUCAAUCUACAUUGUUGCUGCAUUGUGAAGAGUCAGCCACAAUUUACAUAAUUUAGCAUUACAAUCUACUCUCAAAGUUUCAUGGAAGAUGCAUCGAUUCUCACUGGGAUUGAUUUGUUAAUAUUCGCUUUGUGCUUUGGUGAAUGAAACUGGUGAUGAGGAAAUUGGGGUCUGUGUAUGUCUCGUUCAGUAGUUUGUGUCUCUGCAGCAGCUAUAUUGGCACGAUCAUGAUUCUGAAGGAACUUGAUGGCCAGAGAACAGUGUUACAGGCUGAUUGCUUAAUCUGUAACAGUUUAUAGGUCAUAAACUAUGCAGGUGUGGACUUUUUGGGGGAAAAGUUCUAUGUUGGCUUUUACUCAGUUAUGGUUGCUUAAGAUUAAGAAUCCUUCGUUCAUCCCAUUAUUUUGUAUUUCUUGCUAUAAGAUCCAAGUUGAAUCCACAAACUUAUACUCAUGAAUUCUGCACUCAGUACUGGGAAAGAAAAGCCCGGUAGAUUUCACAUAUACCUAAUUAUAUAUAUCGGAAAUUUUAUAUGACUACUCCAGAGAAUGCUUUCAUUUGCCAUUGACUCACGAAUGUGUCACUUUUGUUCUCAGAUCUGUUAGACAUCUCAUGAAAAAAAUCUGACUAUAUGCUUGCUCUGUGUAUUUAUUUGUUCAGUUUUAUUUCCAAAGAUAAUUUUCAGUUUGGUUUUGAAUGUUUUAUUAUAGCAACAGCAUCACCAACAACCGUAUACUUGCAGUUGUUGAAACAUUCGGAUCUGUCUACAGGAACUCUUUUCAGAUUGUCAGAAAAAGUUUGAUGCAAAAAGUUU
Aplysia californica (California sea hare) is the source of this 7027-nucleotide messenger RNA. Its product is annotated as protein MTSS 2. Gene Ontology annotation, biological process: plasma membrane organization; cell projection assembly. Gene Ontology annotation, molecular function: phospholipid binding; actin binding. NCBI's taxonomy places the organism in Eukaryota, Metazoa, Mollusca, Gastropoda, Aplysiida, Aplysiidae. Gene Ontology annotation, cellular component: cytoplasmic side of plasma membrane; actin cytoskeleton. The record is from RefSeq and is a predicted model, not a curated record.